This is a messenger RNA of Asparagus officinalis (garden asparagus), 3379 nucleotides long. Its product is annotated as protein FAR1-RELATED SEQUENCE 5-like. Gene Ontology annotation, molecular function: zinc ion binding. Bases 1 to 3129 code for a protein of 1042 amino acids. The transcript has 6 exons. Lineage: Eukaryota; Viridiplantae; Streptophyta; Magnoliopsida; Asparagales; Asparagaceae. The record is from RefSeq and is a predicted model, not a curated record. Gene Ontology annotation, biological process: regulation of DNA-templated transcription.
AUGGAGGUUAUUCAUUGGAACAAUGAGAUUGGAAUUUUCGGCAUUGAAAUUGUUAUUCAUUGGACAAGGCUGUCAUCUGAGGAUGCGCGAUCUGGGCCGUUUAUUCAAAACCCCUCAGAGAGAUCUGAGCCCUUCGUUGAAAAUCCCAUCCCCCCAAAAUCCCUACCCCUCUCUCAUCUCUCCCGCCCAGAUCGCGCCAUCACCUCCCGCCUCCUCCUCUCCAGCGCCCGAAAUCGCCGCCGGAGCUCGCCGCCCCCGAUCAGCGUCGCCGCCGGCUCAAGAUCGCGCAUUCGGUCGCCAUCACCGACCUCCUCCCCCUCACCACCGCCCGAAAGCGCCGGCGCCCAAGCUCGGCCUGUGUCUCGACGUCCCCGAUCAGCGUCGCCGCCGUCCCCUUGCCCUAGCCAUCACCUCCCCUCCUCCUCUCCAGCGCCCGAGAUCACCGCAGCUGAGCGUCGCCGCCGGGUCAUCGCCGUCUACUCCUCCUCGCCAUCGAGCUCAGCCCUCGUCAUCAGCCACGCCUCCGACGGCAUUCGAGCUCAGCCCUCAGGUUCAUCGCCGCCUCCGGAGAUCGAUCAAGCCCUCGACGUCAUCCUCGCCAUCACCUCCCCCCUCCUCUCCACCUCACGAAAUCGCCGCAGCCUGCGCUUGCCGUCCCCGCUCAGUGUUGCCGCCGGCUCAUCGCACUUCGCCGCUGUCGAGCUCGCCUCCACCGAGCACUCACUCUAUGGCUACGAGCCAGAUAAUUUAGAGCUAUUUUUGCCAUGUAUUGUUAAAUUGGAUAUAAACUUUAAAUUUGGUUUAAACUAUCCUUGUAUAGACACUCCAACAAUUCUCUCACGUGAGGCAACAAUGGAAGAAGAUAAAGGCCAGGACCAUGAUCUACUAUCUACAACAUGGCUUCCCCCUCAGGCAUCCGAGCAUGAGGAGAAUGGUGAUGAGCUUAUGGGCGUUGAAAAUGGUGAAGAUAAUUUAAACAGCGUUGAUCCAUAUAUCGGAAUGGAGUUCUCUACUCAUGAGGAAGCUUAUAAUUUCUACAAUGCAUACGCCAGACUUAAGGGAUUUGGUGUUCGCAAGGGUCACACAGCUUGGUCGAGAAAGAAAGAUGCAAUCCUAUCUAGAAUAUUUGUAUGUGACAAAGAAGGCUUUAAAUCUUUAAAAGAUAAAAGAGAAGAUGGUCGGAAUGUAAUUCGAAAGUUCGAUACAAGAUGUGGAUGCAACGCAAGGAUGGUUAUUGGACUUGAUAGAAGCACUGAAAAAUGGGUGGUCCGAAAGUUAAACAGUAAGCAUAAUGGUCAUCCAUUAACCACCCCAACUCGGGUAAAGAAGCACUACUCACAUCGGACACUUCAUCGAGCUCAAUCGACAAAAAGGUUGAUAGAUACUCUUGACAAUCAAGGUUUAUGGCCUUCUGCCAUUUGUAAGGUUGUAGACGUUGCUCAUGGCAAUGAACAAGGCUCUCUCACUCAACAAGAAUGCCAAGCACAACUUAGACUUAAACGAAGAAACAACGUCGGCCAUGAGUGCGUGAACAUAGUUCGUCAAUUUCAAGAGAAAAAGGUAUCUGAUCCUCAAUUUUACUUCGCACUUGAUUUAGAAAAUGAUGGGACGAUGAGAAGUGUUUUUUGGAUGGAUGGUAGGUCGAGGACUUCUUACUUGCAAUUUGGAGAUGUUGUUUGCUUUGAUGUUACAUAUAGAACGAACAAUUUAAAAUUGCCGUUUGCACCAUUUACGGGCGUUAACCAUCAUCGACAGUCUACUCUAUUUGGGUGUGCGUUACUGGCCGAUGAAACGGAGGAGACGUUUAUAUGGUUAUUUAGCCAAUGGUUAAAAUGUAUGUCGGGUAUAGCACCAGUAACAAUCAUCACUGAUCAAGAUAAAGCUAUGUGUGGUGCUAUUCACAAAGUUUUUCCUAAAACUCGCCAUCGCUUUUGUUCUUGGCACCUUCGUAGGAAUGCCUUACAAAAUCUUCAAUCAAUGCAUAAUGAUUAUGGUGAGGAUGUUGGUGUAAAGUAUAACAAAUGGUAUUGGAGUAAAUCGGAAGAAAAAUUUGAAAAGCGUUGGGAAGAAAUGAGGGACAAAUAUGGUGCAGAUAAAAGGAGUUGGUUAGUAAAUUUAUACAAUCAUCGAGAUCAUUGGGCUCCAGUGUAUCUUAAAGACACUUUUACUGCAGGAAUGACAUCUACUCAGCGGAGUGAGGGAAUUAAUGCUUUUUUUGAUCAUUUUGUGAAUGUAAAUACCGAGUUACAUGAUUUUGUUAAGCAGUAUGAUAAUGCUGUCAGAGCUCGCCGAGCCGCUGAACUUGAGCAAGAUUUUAAGUCCACAAACUCAGUUCCUACAUUGAUAAUUGAACAUCCCAUUGAAAAACAAGCUCGGGAGAAUUAUACGAAGAAUCUGUUUACUAUCUUUCAGAAAGAACUCAAGGAUAGUUACUCCAUGCUUCAUGAAAAGUUGUCGAAGGACGGCGCAAGUGCUACUUAUGCCGUUUGGAAUAUAGAUAGCGAGGCUGAAAGCAAGAAGAUAGUAAAGCAUCAUGUUGUUUUCGAUACAUCCAAAGAAAAAAGAAUUAAGUGCUCUUGUGCGAGAUUUGAGAUGGAAGGUAUAUUAUGCAAACAUAGCUUGCACAUUUUAGUAAAGAAGCAAGUAUUAGAAAUUCCAUCAAGAUAUAUCAUGCAACGAUGGACAAUUAAAGCAAGACAUGUUGGUUGCGGAGUUGUUAGAAAUUGCAUUACAAAUAGUGAAGACCAACUAUCUAUCAUUAAACAUUGGGCCCUUAGGAGUAGAUGUAACAAGGCACUAGAAGAUACAUUGACUUCAAGUACACUUCAUGAUAAGUUUAGUGCUUUUUUAGACUCAUUUUUUGAAGAAGUUGAGAAUUCCAAGAUUGAGAAGGAACAUAACGACAAUGGAAAUGAGAGCAAUGCCAGCAAUAAGAUGCCUACUUCAUCCAUACCCAUCUCUAUAGAGGAAGCAACUCAAAUCACUAUUCGUGAUCCAGAUAAGCCUGUUGCCACGAAGGGACGACCAGCACAUGCUACUAGAAUUAAGUCGGGAGUGGAGAUAGCACAAGAAAAGAGUAUAAAAAACAAAGAUUUUGUGGGUUUUGUAAGGGAAAAGGACAUUAUAUAACGAGUUGUCCUUUAGCUAAGAACAAAAAUGUUGCUGGUGGAGGUCGAGAAAGUUAACGGCAUCGCCAAAACAAAGUUUACGGAGGGCCAAAACAAAGCAUGUGUUUCGGUUGAAUGUUCACAAUUUGAUUUAUUCACUUUUCCCUUAAGAUUUAUGUAUGUAUGGAUGAUAAUGUGGUUGUAUGGAUUAAUCAUGUAUGGAUGAUAAUUUGAAUUAAUUUUUUCCCCCAGAACAAUGAGGAACAAAACAG